AUGUGGAUCUUCAAGACAGCCUACACUGUACGGCGAGCGCGAGGCGGUGGAAAGUAUGCACUGAUGCUCAUUGACUUUGCCGAGGCGUCACAGCCUCAACUUAAUGUCUUCGAGCUAGGAAAAAUGGCCAAAGACCUCCAGCGCAUGCUCUACCUCACUGAAAGCCUGGGUCACAAGUGGCAGGAGCUUGAGGACAAAAAGAAAGAUGCUACCGAAGAACGAAAAGCAGAGUUGACUCAGGAGCAGGAAGCCAUGUCUAGAGACAACCACAGCUUGAACUUACAAGAUCCGGAAGACCUCAUCGAACGGUUUUGCGACAAACUAGACUUUGGCGAGAUGACCAUGCGUGUGAAAAAGGAUGCCGUGAACGUCACAAAGACCAUGAACAGAGACUGGAUGACCACAGGACGACGUCCAGCUGGUGUGGCUGGAGCUGCCGUUAUUAUUGCAGCACGAAUGAACAAUUUCCGUCGAACACUACGUGAGGUCGUGCUAGUGGCCAAGGUUACUGAGAUUACCUUGAGCAAAAGAAUAGAGGAAUUCAAAGAGACGAAGAGCAGUAAGAUGUCUGUGGAAGCUUUUCGUGCAAUUGAUCAGGACACAGCACAAGUCGAUCAGGAAACUAUGCCUCCUUCUUACUACCAGAAGUUGCCUGAGUGGCAAGAAAAGCAAGCUGCAAAGAAGAGGAAGCGAGGACGGAAUGGUGGACAGUUACCUGAGACUGCUGCGGAGAUCGAAACCGGAGAAGAGCCGCCGACAGACACAGACAACGAUUCAGGGGAUGGUGAAGAGGACGAGGAGGAAGACACUGAGCAGCCGCCAGCCAAACGACCGAGGGUCGAUGCUGAUGGCUUUGCUGUCCCUGAACUGCCUGUCAGACCAAGUAGGACGCCGCAACCGGAUCAACCCCAGAAGAGGAAAGUUGGUAAACCAAAGGGCGCAAAGAAUUGGCAGCCACCCGCCCCUACUGAAGCAGAAUUGCAAGAGGAGGAAGAUCUCACAGAAGACAUCAGAGAUCAGCUCCGACGAAACGCGUCUUUAGAUCCGACUGGUAGCAUCGCCCAAAGUGAGACUGCCAGGGAACUUCCAGCCCCUGCGCCUGGAGUGGUCAACAUAAUGUACCCUGCGCCAAAGUCAAAGGAGGGCGUUGGUCCACACGUACACAGCGAUGUCGGAAACACGAUGAAAGGUGUUCAAAUGAAUGCCGAAAUUGAGAAUGACGAAUUUGACGAUGACCCCGACGUCGCAAAUUGUGUGCUCAACGAGACGGAACGGACCAUCAAGGAGACUAUUUGGGUCACUGAAAACGCAGACUGGCUACGCUUGGAACAUUCGAAGAAGAUCAAGAAGGAGCUCAAGGAUAGAGAGCUGCGCGAGAAGGGUAUAGACCCUGAGAAAGAACGACUGAAAAAGCUCCGUCGGAAGGACGGAAUGAUGCGAGCAGGCCGCUCAGGAGACAUUGCUUACCUCGAAGAAGCACGAAACAAGAAACGUGCCCGAGGCGAGAAUGAUCCCAAUGUACAAGAUGAUGGGGAAGGCCAAGAAGAUGAGGAUGACCACGCGCGAAGACAACGCAUCAGCCAAGGCGCUCGUGGUUCAGUACAGGUAAUGCUUCAGCAGCGAGGCACAUUCUCCCGGAGAGUCGACUACGACAAGCUCAGUCAAGCAUACGUCCUGCCCGGCUUCGAGGAUUCCAGCGAAAGCCGAAGUGAGAGCCCAGACACCCGCCACGAAGCAGACCACUUCUUCCGACCAGCAACGAGCAAAGGCGCAGCAAACUCCAAUGUCAGACGUGCAAGAGUAACGCUUGCCGGCACCAUGCGCAAGUUGACCUCAAAUGAUACAGAGGGAGAAACAGACACCGAUGCACCUAGCCCUGGGGCACGAUCUCGAUCACGCUCUGCCCCGAACGACGAGUCAGCAGCAGCAGCAGCUGAAACCACACCUGAAGUGAGCGAACGACCAACUCAAGCUGAUACCACAGGACAACUUCUCACUCCUGGUCCUUCGCAGGCAGCACCUCUACGACAAGUAUCGCCAAUGCCACGACCGUCGCCCGUUCCCAGCAUCAUCGAUGAGAGCGAUUCACCACUAUCUUCCACGCAUACGCCUGCUGGCUAUGGCUCAGGUGCACAUAAUACGCCUCAGCCUAUGCAACAGCUACAGCAGCAAGUAAAACAUCCAGUACCAGAUGAGCCGGACGAUAACAAUGAUGACGAUGAUGACGAUGAUGAAGAGGAGGAAGAAGAAGAGAACGAGAAUGAGAAUGAAGAUCAGGAGGACCCAGGCGACGACCCAGAUGUCUACUUUGCUAGAGGUGAAGAGUUCAUGGGCGAAGCUGAGGAGGUGGUGGAGGAUCAUGAGUUAUGA
Lithohypha guttulata is the source of this 2370-nucleotide messenger RNA. It is a transcript of the gene BRF1, whose product is annotated as transcription factor TFIIIB subunit brf1. Gene Ontology annotation, cellular component: nucleus; transcription factor TFIIIB complex; transcription preinitiation complex. NCBI's taxonomy places the organism in Eukaryota, Fungi, Ascomycota, Eurotiomycetes, Chaetothyriales, Trichomeriaceae. Gene Ontology annotation, biological process: transcription preinitiation complex assembly; transcription by RNA polymerase III; DNA-templated transcription initiation. Gene Ontology annotation, molecular function: RNA polymerase III general transcription initiation factor activity; TBP-class protein binding; RNA polymerase III type 3 promoter sequence-specific DNA binding. The transcript is spliced from 2 exons. The record is from RefSeq and is a predicted model, not a curated record. The coding region runs from base 1 to 2370 and encodes 789 amino acids.